AUGGUGCUCAGGAUGGCAUUUGCUGGGACAAAUGUCAGUUUGUCCCAGCCGGAUAUAAUGCAAAAACUGACGGAGCGCAUAGAUGAUCUGAAGCAGGGAAUCUCUGCUUGGGGAAAGCGGAUUCGGCGAUAUACCGAGAGGUCGAGUCGGUUCAACCGGAAUCGUCUCUUUCAGAGUGAUCAGAAGAGGCUCUAUGAAUUAUUGGAGCGACCAAUGGCAAGUGUAACGGGCCCUGCACCGAAUCAGGCCGACACUGUAACAUUCUGGCGCGGUCUGUGGUCAGAGCCCGUAAACCACAGCGAGGGCUCUUGGACGGAAGUUGUGGCGAGUCAGUGUGCGAGUAUAACGCCCAUCGACCCCGUCAUUAUAACGCCGGAUGACGUAGCUGAGGCGGUCCGUAGGGCCCCGAACUGGAAAAGUCCGUGA
Parnassius apollo (apollo) is the source of this 426-nucleotide messenger RNA. The record is from the annotation of a GenBank genome assembly. NCBI's taxonomy places the organism in Eukaryota, Metazoa, Arthropoda, Insecta, Lepidoptera, Papilionidae.